AUGUCGACGCCGAAACACAAACAAAUACUCGAGUGGUUGGACGCGGUCCGUGAAGCCGGGCUUCAUCAUCACGCUAACCCACGCGAUACCUUCAGACGAGCCAACCGCGUUGCCAACCCCUCCUCAAGCACAAACUUCGACAUCAAACACAAGGAUUUCUGGCGUCUCUGCUCCAACGCCACUGACAAGCAAUCUUGCGCAACUAGAGCCAUCAAGCGCUGUAUCACCGCGUCCGCCUUCAGUUUCGCCUGUGUCCCCGCCUUCAUCCUCGGCUUCGUCUUCGGCUUCGUCCUCGGCUUCGUCCUUGUCCUCCGCAUCGUCCAUCUCCACGGGUCCACAAGCUUCAACGCCGCCGCCGCUGCUGGUAGCCUCUCCAUCUCCCACGUCGAGGAUAGAAUGGCCAACUGGGUUGUCUGCAGCGCCCUCUGUGACCCUGCCCUACCUGCCGAGCACGACUUUUGCAACGCAGCCCAUAGGUUCCCGUACAUCGCUGGCCGGGCUCCCCGCGACAGCAAAUCCCAACAAUCCCAACAAUCCAUCGGAGGAGAAUAA
Metarhizium robertsii ARSEF 23 is the source of this 552-nucleotide messenger RNA. RefSeq lists its product as uncharacterized. NCBI's taxonomy places the organism in Eukaryota, Fungi, Ascomycota, Sordariomycetes, Hypocreales, Clavicipitaceae. The coding region runs from base 1 to 552 and encodes 183 amino acids. The record is from RefSeq and is a predicted model, not a curated record. The transcript has 2 exons.